Lytechinus variegatus (green sea urchin) is the source of this 411-nucleotide messenger RNA. It is a transcript of the gene tmem251, whose product is annotated as transmembrane protein 251-A-like. Lineage: Eukaryota; Metazoa; Echinodermata; Echinoidea; Temnopleuroida; Toxopneustidae. The transcript has a single exon. The record is from RefSeq and is a predicted model, not a curated record. The coding region runs from base 1 to 411 and encodes 136 amino acids.
AUGAAGUUCCGACAGAGGAUGAGCUGGCUGUUCAUAGUCUUAUUCCUAGGUCUGAGCUGUCUACUAUGGUACUUCAUCUUUGAGCUCAGUGACCAGUACAAUGCCCUGGCCCUAGACCACGUCCAGACCUACUCCGACACCCUCCGCCUCAACCCCCAUCAACUCACAUGGUACAUGUCCAUCACCAGGCGACUGGUUGCGCUUCCAUUCUGGUUCUGGGCGCUUGUCUUCGGGAUCCCCUACCUGCAGGUCUUCUGUAUCUUGAUAGCAUGCACGAGGAGUGACCCACUUAGCGCCACCAUCAUGGUGGUACCCGUCUUCCUAUGCAUGAAGCUAACUAAUCUCGGUAGCAAAUCGGAGAGAACAGAGUAUUUGUCGGAUGAGGAUAUACCCCACUUGCAAACAACAUGA